GUGUGCAAAGGUUGCAGAGCUUUGUCUUCUCCUUCGGUCCAAUUUUAGCUCUGCGAGCACGGCGAGAUGCUCAAGGGCGCAAGAACGCUAAACCAAAGCGAGAUAUGGAAGUGAUACAGCGCUGUGCCGGUCGCGUGGCAGUCAUUGGCGCUGGGCCAGCAGGCCUGGCUGCGGCGUUGGCAUUGAGACGAGAUGGUUUGGAUGUCAACAUCUACGAACGUUCUCCAGAGUUGCGGCCUGGUAUAGGCGGAGGCGUUCAGUUGCAUUCUGGUGCUGCGUUGCUUCAAGAUCUUGGCGUUGACCUGGGCUUUGCUCAGCCUAUGCGUCGAAUCAGGAGCAGGGCUGUGGACGGCUCUGAGCUGCUCAAGCUGGAUUUGCCAAGCUUGAUGGACCGCUUCAAAAUGUUUGUGGGUUCCGUGCGUCAGCCAAGCGGCGAUCCAGCCAGCUGCACGGUGAUGCGUGAUGCGCUCCUGAGAGCCAUUGCUGACCAAUUGCCACCCAAUUCCCUUUUUCUUGGAAAAGAGCUUGAAGAUGUGAAACAAACUUCACACGGCAAAGUGAUUUGUCGUUUCGGAGAUUCUGAGGAGGACUUUGAUUUGGUCAUAGGUGCUGAUGGUAUUGGAAGUCUUGUACGUGGAAUGGUGCUUCAAGAAGUUGACAAGAAGCCGCGAUACACAGGACUUCGCAUUCAAUAUGGUGUCAGAGAAGCUGGAGCAAGACCAACUGGGUGUGAGGAAGAGGUUCAUCAGUGGUUUGGUGAAGGUGUUUAUGCUCUAACAGCCACCUAUGGAGGUCUUGACGGCAAACAAUUUGAAAUGCUUGCUGUGGUCUUCAGGGAUGAUUCUCCAGUGGCGGAGAAUGCAAACUGGAAUCCAGCCGAGGUGAAGGACAGUUGCCUUGAACGACUUCAAGCAGCAGGUCAUGUUGAAGAAGUCCUGGAACUGGCUAAGGGCUGCAAGCGCUACUUUGAGCUUGGCGUUUGCGAGAGGCCUCUUGGAUUCAAUCGUUGGCACCGUGGCCGCGUUGUCCUUGUUGGAGAUUCUGCGCAUGCCAUGCCACCAUUUCUUGGGCAGGGGGCAAACCAGGGCAUCCAAGAUGCUGUUUGCCUGGCCGGUCAAUUGCGCAAAAUUGGUCUCGCGAGUCUGGACACGUCUGAUUCUGCGAAAAUGAGCUCAGCCAUUGAAUCAGCUCUAGCUGCUUACACGGCAAAGCGCUUGCCGCCAGUUGCCUUGCUUGGGCUGGAGAGUGGCUUUCUGGGCCAAGUCGAGACUUUGCCUGGACCUGGAGGGGCCCUUGUGAGAGACAACUUUUUCAGAUUGACUGGAGGAAGUGGAGUUGCAGGCUUGGUUUUCCUCAACGGUGCUAUUGCACGCGUUUGAAAGUGGCAGUUCACGC
Molecule: messenger RNA, 1395 nt
Organism: Cladocopium goreaui
Lineage: Eukaryota; Dinophyceae; Suessiales; Symbiodiniaceae
Source: the annotation of a GenBank genome assembly